AUGGAUCCUUCUCUCGAGGUCAAACUCCCUCUGGUUACUGCUGAAGAGAUCCUCCUGGAAUCUCGAGAGCAGCAGGAAGCAGAAAUCCGAGCACCAAAACAAAAGCUUACAGACUCAAUAGAACUCUUUGAGUAUCAUCUCCUCAAUUUUGAAGACGACAUUACCCGUGAAAGCUGGAACAUCAGCUCCUGGAUCAACUAUGCCAAAUGGCUCGAGUCCCUAAAGGAAUUCAUGGUAGCACGAAUCGUGUGGCAUCGCGAUCUGAUAGUUAAUGAUCAGAACUGCUCUCUUUGGCUCAAGUACGCUGAAUUUGAGAUGAAGAACAAAUUCUUCAACCACGCAAGGGAUGCUUGGGACCGUGCCGUCACGGUUCUCCCACACGUGGACCAGCUCUGGUACAAGUACAUGCACAUGGAAGAGAUGUUAGGGAACAUUGGUAAGGCUCGCCAGAUUUUUGAACGCUGGAUGUCUUGGAUGCCAGACCAACAUGUCUGGCUUUCUUACAUCGAUUUCGAGCUUCGCUGCAACGAAGUUGUUUAUGCUCGUUUAAUUUACGAACGGUUCGUUCAGUGCCACCCCAAAGUUGGAGCUUGGAUUGAAUAUGCCAAAUUUGAAAUGAGAAAUAGGGAGAUUGUACGAGCAAGGAAUGUUUAUGAGCAGGCGGCGGAGAAGCUGGCAGAUGAAGAAGAUGUGGAGCUGUUGUUUAUUGCCUGUGCUGAGUUUGAGGAACAGUGUAAGGAAACAGAACGAGCUCGUUGUAUAUACAAGUCUGCUCUUGAUCAUAUACCAAAAGGGAGGGCGGAGAAUUUGUAUUGAAAAUUUGUGACUUUUGAGAAGCAAUAUGAAGAUAAGGAAGGGAUUGAGGAUGCCAUUGGAGGGAAGAGGAGGAGGAUGAAGUGAGGAAGAAUCCGCUGAAUUAUGAUGGUGGUGUGGUCAGGUAUGAGGACUACAUUGAUUAUGUAUUCCCUGAAGAAAACCAGACCAUGAAUCUCAAGAUUUUGGAAGCUGCCUGCAAGUGGAAAAAGCACAGGAUCUCUUCUGAUGAGGAUUUGGAAGACAUUUUGUUUUAGCUUUCUCGUAGCCCUUGCAAACGUAAAUACAAGCAUGCCAGCUUAGCUGUGUUAUCCUUUUGUGCAUGCAUUCAGUUGUGCAUGCUUUUUAAGGGAAGAAGUCUCUUGACAAAUACAAUUUGUUGGAGGUAGGAAUCACAGUUCCUUGCUUUAACAACUCCUCUUAAUUGAUUUUAGUGAUUGAUAUACAAGUCUUUUGGCCAAAAAAGCCUUAAAUAGGACUUCAACUCUAUUUGCUAUUGGAACUUGGAACAUAAACGAAGCAUGUUCAAGGGGAAAAAGUAAAACCAAAACAAGGCAACCAAUGGAAACAAUGACCCCAAAAGGAAGCAGUUAAUAGUAUCAUCUCUUUGCAAACAAGUCACUUGU
Molecule: messenger RNA, 1439 nt
Organism: Theobroma umbraticum
Lineage: Eukaryota; Viridiplantae; Streptophyta; Magnoliopsida; Malvales; Malvaceae
Biological process (GO): spliceosomal complex assembly; mRNA splicing, via spliceosome
Cellular component (GO): precatalytic spliceosome; Prp19 complex; post-mRNA release spliceosomal complex
Molecular function (GO): protein binding
Source: RefSeq, a predicted model, not a curated record